Phaedon cochleariae (mustard beetle) is the source of this 1024-nucleotide messenger RNA. Lineage: Eukaryota; Metazoa; Arthropoda; Insecta; Coleoptera; Chrysomelidae. The record is from the annotation of a GenBank genome assembly.
AUGGUAGAUGGUGAUCCAAAGGCAGAAUGGUUUUGUGAAAAAUGCAAUGCAAAAGAGGUUAGCUCAAGUGAGGAAGGGGAAGACGGGGAGAGUACAAUCUUGGCGCCAAGUUCAAAAUCUCGAAAAGUGCGAUACCCGACCCAGCCAGACAAUCCGGAAUCCAAACCCAGCGAUGUUGCUCAAUCCAUCAGCGACCUCAAGAACUUUUUCAUUCAUAAAUUCGACAGCUUAGAAGAAUCUCUCAAAUUCAAUGGGAAAAUAAUGGAAGACCUAACCAAAGAAAUUAAAAAAGUUCAAGAAGAAAACAAAACACUGAAAAAAGAAAACACAAAACUGAAGGAAAAACAAACAGAGAUGGAAAAAGACUUACAUUACAUCAAAACCAAGCUGAACCAAGAGGAACAAAGAAAACUCAAAAACUCAAUGGAAAUUAGUGGGAUUCCUCCAGCACCAGACCACAAACAAACUAUUCUAAAAAUUGGAGCCCUGAUGAAGAUUCCAUUGCAAGAAAAUGAUAUACUAAAUGUGAGGAAAACUUAUAUAAAAACCGGAGGAAUCAACAGUAUAACAGUAGACUUUCGCAAUGCUAUAACUAGAGAAAAACUACUUACCCAAUGUAAAGAAAAUAUUAGAAAAAAAGAAUUUCUUGAUACAAAUAAAAUUGGCAUACCAGGUGAAAAAAAAAUUGUGUACCUCAAUGAGGCUCUGACUCCUGAAACAAGGUAUCUAUUCAGUCAGGCAAAGAAAUUAAAACAAAGAAACUAUAAAUAUGUUUGGAUGAAGGAUGGAGUGGUUUAUGUCCGGAAAUCAGAGGUAGACAGAGCCAUACGGAUAAGAUUCAUAGAGGAUGUACUCAAACUUGAAGAGUAAACAUGUGCAAAGUUCCCAGUAAUAUUCUUAUAAACUGCUACUAGCCCAGAUGAAUAACAUAGUACCUGAAGUAAAUUACGUUGGCUGUAUAAAAGACUACAAUGAUAACUAUUAUAAUCUAAUAUCUAAAGAUAAUGUAAACAUUCUAUAUAUG